Messenger RNA from Nerophis ophidion (straightnose pipefish), 10773 nucleotides. It is a transcript of the gene pde1cb, whose product is annotated as phosphodiesterase 1C, calmodulin-dependent b. Gene Ontology annotation, molecular function: 3',5'-cyclic-nucleotide phosphodiesterase activity. The record is from RefSeq and is a predicted model, not a curated record. Gene Ontology annotation, biological process: signal transduction. The coding region runs from base 525 to 2765 and encodes 746 amino acids. Lineage: Eukaryota; Metazoa; Chordata; Actinopteri; Syngnathiformes; Syngnathidae. The transcript is spliced from 19 exons.
CUGUCGUCGCAUGAACGCCUACCUCUCCCGUUAUCGUAGACAAAAAGGGAAGUUGGAGGGCGUGUCUAACGCAUAUAAAAAGACAGGUGUCACAGUAAUUAUUGCAGUAGGAGGGACAACGAGACAAUGGUUCCACAUUGACAAAACAUCAAACAAUAUUCAGGUAUUUACAUGUAACUUACAUAUUUUGUGUAAUUAUAACAAUAAUAAAACUUUAGAAAAUAAAUUAUUUACAAGACGUAAUUGACCCUGUUACACUCGCAUCUGUUUCCGGCGGCGGCCCCUGGAGUGUCGCGGAGUUGGCGGGGCAACUUUCUCCGCCCGUGACGUGUUGGCGACGCCGGGAGAAACUCACCGAGGUGACCCGCUCCUCCCCUUCCUCACAAAAAGUAACCGCAGCAGCAAGUACAUGGCGGCACUUGGACUCGGCGCCUUCUUUUCUUUUUUAAUGACCAGUCAAGAGUGACGGCUUACCGUUCCAGUUCCCGUUCCCGGUGACGGUGCUCCGCGCUCUUUAGCCGGCGAUGGGCACCGUGACUUCCGCCCUGACGCGGACGCGACACGCUCUGGUCAAAGUGGGCUCGGAGCCGCAGAGUCACGACCCGGAGAGGAGCCAGUCCGCGCCCGAGUCUGCGCGGGUCCGGAAGAGGAGCGGACUCUUCCACGUCCCCGGCCAAGCAGCGCGACACAUUUCCCGCCAGUCGGUGCUGAGCCGGCAGGAUUUGGACGGAACCAAAAAGUCAGGAGCGGCCCAGCCCGGCGUGGCCAAUGAGGACGGAGAGAGCUCAACUCAACCGCAUGCCGGUUUUGCACGCUCCAAAUCUCAGAGCGCCCUUUGGAACGCCAUCACAGCUGGGAUGGGGAUCAAAGGCAAAGAGCAGAAGCCCCCUCGAAGUCCCGAGGAGAUUCUGGCUGAUGAGCUUCCUGCCACAGACGAAGCAGAUGUGUCUGAGAAAACCGCCAUCAGGCGCAAGUACAAGAAGACGUCCCAGAGAUUAAGAUGUCUGGUCAAGCAGCUGGAGAGAGGAGAGGCUUCCUUGGCCGACCUCAAGAAGAACUUGGAGUACGCGGCGUCUGUGUUGGAGUCGGUCUACAUCGAGGAAACCAGGCGCCUGGUGGACACAGAGGAUGAGCUCAGCGACAUCCAGUCCGAGUCGGUACCCUCCGAGGUGCGCGACUGGCUGGCCUCCACCUUCACCCGGCAGAUGGGUUUGAUGCUGCGACGCAAUGAGGAGAAACCUCGCUUCCGCAGCAUCGUCCAUGCCGUCCAGGCUGGGAUUUUUGUGGAAAGGAUGUACCGCCGCACCUCCAACUUGGUGGGACUCAGCUACCCCCCCUCCGUUAUAUCUGUGCUCAAGAAUGUCGACAAGUGGUCAUUUGACGUGUUCGCUCUCAACGAAGCCAGCGGCGACCACGCGCUUAAGUUCAUUUUCUACGAGCUGCUCACCAGAUACGACCUCAUCAGUCGCUUCAAGAUCCCAAUUUCUGCAGUGGUGUCUUUUGUGGAGGCUCUGGAAGUGGGCUACAGCAAGCAUAAAAACCCUUACCACAACUUGAUGCAUGCUGCUGACGUCACACAGACUGUGCACUACUUGCUGCUGAAGACUGGCAUGGUGCACUGGUUAACCGAGCUGGAGAUCUUUGCCAUGAUCUUCGCAGCAGCUGUGCACGACUACGAGCACACGGGGACCACCAACAACUUCCACAUUCAGACCAGGUCGGACACGGCCAUCCUGUACAACGACCGCUCGGUGUUGGAGAGCCACCACGUGAGCGCCGCCUACCGCCUGCUGCAGGACGACGACGAGAUGAACAUCCUCUACAACCUCUCCAAGGACGACUGGAGAGAGCUGAGAGCUUUGGUGGUGGAAAUGGUUCUGGCCACCGACAUGUCCUGUCACUUCCAGCAGGUGAAGGCCAUGAAGAACUUCCUGCAGCAGCCUGAGGGCAUUGACAAGCCCAAAGCUCUUUCCUUACUGCUGCACACCGCCGACAUCAGCCACCCGGCCAAAAGUUGGGACCUCCACCACCGCUGGACCACUUCUCUGCUGGAGGAGUUCUUUCGACAGGGGGACAAAGAAGCAGAGCUCGGCCUUCCUUUCUCGCCGCUCUGCGACAGGAAGUCAACGAUGGUGGCGCAGUCGCAGAUUGGCUUCGUGGACUUCAUCGUGGUGCCCACCUUCACCGUGCUGACGGACAUGAUGGAACGCAUCGUCACGCCUCUCAUGGACGAGGCCUCGCACUCGGGUCUCGCGGGCUUCCGGCGCUCCAGUCUGAACAGUAUUAGCACGGAGGAUGGCAAGAGGCACAGCGUGAAGAGCACGGGGUCAGACAGCUGCUCGUCAGGUCAGGGCUCUCUGCUGUCCAUGGACAUGAAGAACUUCAAGGCGCUGUGGAACGAAGAAGUCUAUCAGAACAGAGAGCGGUGGAAAGCCCAGGCUGCCAAAGAGGCGGAGGAGCGAGCGAAAAAAGAAGCGGAGGAGCGAGCCCAUCAGGAGGAGUCUAUGGACCCCCAAGAGGACCACUCAGAGUCCUCACAGCGACCUGAGACCACAGACGGCAAGCAGGAGCAGGAUGUGGAGUCCAAGCAGGACGUAAGCGCAUCGCCUGCCACUGAAGGCACACCACCAGCACCACCACCGGGGGGCGCUGCCGCACUCAAGAGUCCCUCACUGCAGAACGGAGAGUCUCCUGACAGCAUCGACUGUGCAGCAAGUAAAGAGAGCAGAAACACAGCAGCCGAUGCUCAUGUUGCCAUGGACUAAAGGAAGACUGGACGGGAACCACAGACUCCAAGCACCAGAUGGGGGAAAGCCAUCCUUUGGACUUUGUCGCCCCCUGCAGGAAGCCGACACACUGACACCCUUCUGUUCCUGCGUGUGCUGUUCAAUCUGUUCUGCAGGCUUGUUAGACAUUCACAAGUGAGUUUCAAAAGUUAUUACAUGUCAAGUGAAGAUGGAGAUGGGAAGAUGUUUGGUAGCAGCCAUGCUUUCAAAGGACGCAAGGAGGGAGAAGGUGAUCAUGCAUUUUGUCCUUUUCCACUCCUGCCUUCCUUUCACCUCGUCUCCUCUUUUCACACACUCAUGCAUUCACACACCUUUGUGUUGACCUUAUUUCUAUAUGGCUUGUACGUGUGUGUGUGUGUGUGUGUGUGUGUGUGUGUGUGUGUGUGUGUGUGUGUGUGUGUGUGUGUGUGUGUGUCACUCUUCUUGAUGCCUUCUUUUGAGUUGUUGUCGUCUCCUCCAUCCUUGCUGUCAUCCAUCUGAGGUGUUGCACAUCUAGGAUGCAAAUGAUGCUAACGAUGUACGUGUAACAUCGUCAAACACCUGCUGUAGUUGUCAAUGUAAAUAUAUAAUCAUGGGGGAAAAGGAAAAUAGCAUUUUAGCAGUAUUUGCAUUACAAACCACAUGUUGUCCCUAUAACUGUGCAAUUUUAGUUAUUAUUUUGCUGGCGUAUAGCGCCAAGAUUUCGGCAUGUAAUGUGGUUGUUUUGAUAUAUGUUUUAAUAUAUAUGUAUGUGUAAGUUAUAUAUGUAUAUAUAAUGUAUAUAUGUAUGUAUGUAUAUAUACUGUACAUAUAUAUAAAUGUAUGUAUACAUAUACAAUAUAUAUAUACAUAUAUAUGUAUAUAUACACUGUAUAUGUAUGUACAUAUAUAUAUAUGUGUGUGUGUGUUUGUGUGUAUGUAUAUAUGUAUAUGUGUGUAUAUACUGUAUGUAUAUAUACAUAUACAGUAUAUAUAUACAUAUAUAUACUGUAUAUGUAUGUACAUAUAUAUAUGUGUGUGUAUGUGUUUAUGUGUAUGUAUAUAUGUAUUUGUGUGUAUAUAUGUAUAUAUACAUAAACAGUAUAUAUAUACAUAUAUAUAUACUGUAUAUGUAUGUACAUAUAUAUAUAUAUAUAUAUAUAUAUAUGUGUGUUUGUGUGUAUGUGUAUAUGUGUGUAUAUAUGUAUGUAUAUAUAUAUGUAUGUAUAUAUAUGUGUAUUUGUACAUAUAUGUAUAUAUGUAUGUGUAAAUAUAUGUAUAUAUAUAUGUGUGUAUAUAUACAUAUAUAUAUAUAUAUAUAUAUAUGUAUGUGUGUAUACUUAAUUUAACUACAUUUUUAUGAUUAGGAAUUACAGACAGAACCUUUUUUUUUCUUCUGUUGAGUACACACGCAGUCAUUUUUUAUAAGACAUAAUGUGCUGUUGUUACUGUACCAGUUGUGUGUGUGUGUGUGUGUGUGUGUGUGUGUGUGUGUGUGUGUGUGUGUGUGUGUGUGUGUGUGUGUGUGUGUGUGUGUGUGUGUGUGUGUGUGUGUAGUGUGUCCACGCUACAUUGUACCUGCAGCCCCGCUGACUGCCUGCGUGCCUCUGACAUGAACUUUCACUUUCACUUUCACUUUCCCCCAGUCACUUCAUGUUGGUUUUUAUCAGUUUGUUGUGCAGUUUUUUUGUCUCUCUUUGUGUCUUUUCCUUGUUUCCUCCAACUUAUCGCCUUGUUUUUGGGGCCGACUGUUGUUGAUUUUCUACACUGAAAGAUGAUUUAGAACAAACACACAAGUUGUGAAGUCACUUUUUUUCCCCCUGUGUAAUCUUCCAGACGCUCCCGUGCAGCUACCUAGCACACACCUGUCUUCUGCUUGCAGCUACCUAGCAUACACACACCUGUCUUCUGCUUGCAGCUACCUAGUAUACACACACCUGUCUUCUGCUUGCAGCUACCUAGCAUACACACACCUGUCUUCUGCUUGCAGCUACCUAGCACACACCUGUUUUCUGCUUGCAGCUACCUAGUAUACACACACCUGUCUUCUGCUUGCAGCUACCUAGCAUACACACACCUGUCUUCUGCUUGCAGCUACCUAGUAUACACACACCUGUCUUCUGCUUGCAGCUACCUAGCAUACACACACCUGUCUUCUGCUUGCAGCUACCUAGCACACACCUGUUUUCUGCUUGCAGCUACCUAGUAUACACACACCUGUCUUCUGCUUGCAGCUACCUAGCAUACACACACCUGUCUUCUGCUUGCAGUUAUCUAGCAUACACACACCUGUCUUCUGCUUGCUGCACUUAAAACACUCUGCUGUUGCUUGCUUGGUCCAGGGUGAAAGAGUUCAUCUGGACUUUGAUAUGCACCGGACAUGCGCUUGGAAGUCAACUCUGGCUCGGUUCAGUUGGCUUGAAACCAAAGACACGAACCAGUGUUACUGUUAGGAUUUGAUCAAGGAGUGCAGAGUUGGGAGGCGAGGUUGAAUUACAAAAAUUUAGCAAUUUAAUGAGUCCAAAAAGUUUAACCAAAGGCGAUGGGGCAGAAGUGCACACCAUGAAAAAACUAAUAUAAGAAGGUCUCUCAUUGGUCAGCAGGGGAGAUGACCAGGACGCCCUGAGCAAAAGCAAAGGCUCCAACAAAAAAAUCCUCUUUAACUCAGGGGAGCUAGGGAGCAAACACAAGAAGUGAGGAUUUGUAAGAGUAAGGAGAGACAACGUACAAGGCAAGACAAAGCGAAUCAGGCAUGUGCACGUGGGAGGUGCAGGAGACAAUAACCGGCAGGGACCAGCUGACGGUGACGAGCUUAAAUACUAGCGGGUAGCGAUAUGUUGCAGGUGUGCCUCACUGGUGACUAAUUGACUGAAGAAAAAAUUAACACAAAAAAUAAAGAGAAGGCAGGGAAAUGACAAAAACACAACAGUUACAUUUAAAAGAGGGCAUUACAUUUUAGAAUAGAAUAGAAAUGAUUUUAUUGAUCCCUGGGGGGAAUUCAACUGGGGCAAACGUACUCAACCUACAAUUGAUGAGCUCCAAGCUGAACAAAGAUAAAUCAUUUUCCUUUGAUUUCACUUCAUCCCAAAAUCUAAAAAAACCAGACAAACAAAAGAGUGUAGUGCUCUGUCCUUGUAUUGCACUCCAGCAUGUAUUGUGGGAGGGUUGCGGCAUGCGGAUAGCGCCAUACUGGAACCAGAAGCACUGAUGUGCACCUGAGCUCUGACGUAAACAUUCAUUCUGGGAGAGCAGCUCGGCAGAACAAACCUUUCUGCCUUCCACUCUUCAUACCGUAUUUCCUUGAAUUGCCGCCGGGGCGCUAAUUAAUUUAAAUUAAUUUAAAACCUCUUCUUGCUCCGGCGCUUACCAAAGGCAUGCUGUAAAUUUAGGCCUGCGCUUAUAAAUUUGAGUGUGAUGUAAGGAUACCAUCAUGAAAAGCACAUUUAAUUAAAAAAUGUUUAUUAUGGUCUUACCUUUACUUAUAAAUGAAGUCCAUGCGCAGCUCCUUCUGAUCAAAAGCAUCGAUAACUUGUUUAUAGAAGUCUUCCUUAUCUUUCUUCAGUUUUAAAAGUCUCUCUGUCUCGAUGGAGAUCUUCCUUUAUUACCUCCUGCUUCGAUUGAAAGUCCAGUUUAGAAAACUGUUUUAUUUUAGAUAUGUAAUCCUCCAUGUUAAAAGUGCAAGCGAGAGGAAAAAAUAAACUCUUGCUGCUUGUUGUCACUUCUUCUGCAGCCGAGUAGUCGCAAGAAGGAUCACUAGCGCCCUCUACCACCAGGAGGCGGGAGUCAUUUAUUGACUCCUAUUUGACACACGCAGCUACGGUAUAUUAAUAAAACAUAGCUGCUUACUGUUCUUUUUAGCCUAUUCAAUAGCUUGGACCUUAAAUCCUACUGAAUAGCUCUUAAUCUUCUUCCCUUUAUGCGAUUUCAAAUGAUUGAAAUCAGCCUCCUCCAUUUUGAAAAUGAUGACAGGUGAAGUGUCACUCGUGACGUGACGAGUUUGACCCGGCGGAAAUUCUAGACAUGCGCUAAUAAAAAUAAUAUUUUGCAAAACGAGUUUGACCCGGCAGUAAUUCUAGGCAGGCGCAUACUAUACUGUAUACCCGGCGGCAAUUCAAGGAAAUACGGUAGCCUAAUUUUAGUUAUCAACUGAUGAAUUGAUGUAGUUUUAGUCAGCGAAAAUUACAGUCAAUUUAGUCGACUACAAUAUAAAGUAUAAAAGAUUUGGCCUCUUUGAAGUUUAUUUGAAAGCACAUUUAUUUCGACUGCCUGCAAACUAUUUGUUUCAAACAAAAGUGCAGUUUGUCAUUUUUUUGCUGCAUAGGUCAAUGCCAACUAAUAUCUUUCAGGGGGGGUUUCCCCCCCCCCAAUUUUUGAAUGCAACAUCAGUGGCAAAGCAAAUGGGGUGGAAAGUUUCCGGUAAAUUGCCGGAAAUUUACCACGGGAAGUUAAACUCAGGAAGUUUGGAAAUAUUGACCAUUUUUAGUGAGCAGGUUGUGUGUUGACUUUCUUUGUUGGUUAGAGUUCACUUGUACGCUGAGUCUGCGAUGAGGUGGCGAUUUGUCCAGGGUGUACUGCGCCUUCCGCCCGAUUGUAGCUGAGAUAGGCACCCCAAAGGGAAUAAGCGGUAGAAAAUGGAUGGAUGGAUGUAUGCUGAGUGGGAAAGUUGUUUGGAUUGGCUCAAACAAACUCUGCUCUCCAUUAUUGCAAAUAACAUGCAAGCUUAUUCAGUCUAAGUACUAAUUUCGUCCACACGGGGGCGGCAGAACUGCAGGGAAAAAGUUGUCCAGUGUAUUGAAGUGGGGCCAAAGAUGCCAGGGGCCACAAUCUUCUUGUUCAACUUCAACUUGGCCUGGGUGUCAAAGUUUGGUCAUCCCUGCUGGAAAUGAAAGAGUGAUGCUAUUAAUGAGAUUGUCAAGGACUGUUAUUCAUCCAAUCUUGAUGUGAUAAAGAUGUUUUUAAAUAAAUAACUUCCAGGGCACAGCUGACUGUUUAAAAGUACUUUUUGUAAAAUAUAAGAUUGUAAAAAUAGCAUGAUGUAAAAAAUAAUCGACACAUUUAAAGGGGAACUGCACUUUUUUUAAUUUUUUUGCCUAUCCAUCCAUUUUUCUACCCUUUGUUUUUUCGAAAGUUUGGUCAAAGUAAGACGGGGGUCGGCAAUUGUUGCAAAUAGCGCCGCCCUACUGGCUCCUAAAAAUCUAUGACAAUGGAAAAAAUAUUAUUUUUGUUUUAAUAUUGUUUUUGUCAGAGAGCAAACAUGACACAAACCUUCCUCCAUCCAUCCAUUUUUUUUUUUACUGCUUGUCCCUUUUGGGGUUGCAGGGGGUGCUGGUGCCUAUCUCUGCCGCAUUCGAGCAGAAGGUGGGGUACACGCUGGACAAGUCGCCACCUCAUCACAGGGCCAACACAGAUAGACAACAUUCACACACCAGGGACCAUUUAGUGUGUAAUUGUCAGAAAUGCCACAGUUUCUAUGAAACAUGCGUCACUGAUUCGAGUAUUUGGCCAACACCGUUUUGUCCUACUAAUUUCAGCGAUCCUUGAACACACCGUAGUUUGUUUACAUGUACAACUUUCUCCGACGCUGCCACAGAAAGACGUGUUUUAUGCCACUCCUCGUUCGUCUCAUUUUGUCCAACAAACGUUUUAUGCUGUGCGUGAAUGCACAAAGGUGAGCUUUGUUGAUGUUAUUGACUUGUUGGAGUGCUAAUCAGACAUAUUUGGUCACUGCAUGACUGCAAGCUAAUCGAUGCUAACAUGCUAUUUAUGUACAUAUUGCAUCAUUAUGCCUCAUUUGUAGCUAUAUUUGAGCUCAUUUAAUUUUCACUUGAAAUAUAAUAUUACUUUAUGUUUAUGUUUACCAAACUUUGUUUAAAGGACAGCAUUAGCUCCAAUUGCGAAAUAAUUGUGCUUUGCUAUUCCUGUCUGGACCAUAGACAACAAAUACUUGCUAGACAAUUUGAAAUGAUUAUUUUUACAUAGUAUUUCCUCCUUGAAUGUGGCCCAACUUCUUUUUUUUUUUUUUCCAAACAUGAUGUCAUCGUCCCCCCAGAAGGGAAAAGCGGUAGAAAAUGAAUGGAUGAUGUCAGUGCAUAGCUCCAGUUAUGGUAAAGGUUUACACCAAGGGCUUGCGCGAGUCCGCCAUUUUAGUCCGACUUAGUGGUCAAUCAUCAAUCAAUCAAUGUUUAUUUAUAUAGCCCUAAAUCACAAAUGUCUCAAAGGGCUGCACAAACCACUACGACAUCCUCGGAAGAACCCACAUAAGGGCAAGGAAAACUCACACCCAGUGGGACGCCAGUGACAAUGAUGACUAUGAGAACCUUGGAGAGGACCUCAUAUGUGGGCAACCCCCCCUAGGGGACCGAAAGCAAUGGAUGCCGAGCGGGUCUAACAUGAUACUGUGAAAGUUCAAUCCAUAGUGGCUCCAACACAGCCUCGAGAGUUCAGUUCAAAGUGGAUCCAAGACAGCAGCGAGAGUCCCAUCCACAGGAAACCAUCCCGAGCGGAGUCGGAUCAGCAGCAUAGAGAUGUCCCCAACCGAUACACAGGCGAGCGGUCCAUCCUGGGUCCCGACUCUGAACAGCCAGUACUUCAUCCAUGGCCAUCGGACCGGACCCCCUCCACAAGGGAGGGGGGGACAUAGGAGAAAAAGAAAAGAAACGGCAGAUCAACUGGUCUAAAAAGAGAGUCUAUUUAAAGGCUAGAGUAUACAGAUGAGUUUUAAGGUGAGACUUAAAUGCUUCUACUGAGGUAGCAUCUCGAACUGUUACCGGGAGGGCAUUCCAGAGUACUGGAGCCCGAACGGAAAACGCUCUAUAGCCCGCAGACUUUUUUUGGGCUUUAGGAAUCACUAAUAAGCCGGAGUCCUUUGGACGCAGAUUUCUUGCCGGGACAUAUGGUACAAUACAAUCGGCAAUAUAGGAUGGAGCUAGACCGUGUAGUAUUUUAUACGUAAGUAGUAAAACCUUAAAGUCACAUCUUAAGUGCACAGGAAGCCAGUGCAGGUGAGCCAGUAUAGGUAUAUAUGUAUGUAUAUAUGUAUAUAAAGGUAUAUACAGUAUAGGUAUAUAUGUAUGUAUAUAUGUAUAUAAAGGUAUAUACAGUAUAGGUAUAUAUGUAUGUAUAUAUGUAUAUAAAGGUAUAUACAGUAUAGGUAUAUAUGUAUGUAUAUAUGUAUAUAAAGGUAUAUACAGUAUAGGUAUAUAUGUAUGUAUAUAUGUAUAUAAAGGUAUAGACAGUACAGGCGUAAUAUGAUCAAACUUUCUUGUUCUUGUCAAAAGUCUAGCAGCUGCAUUUUGUACCAACUGUAAUCGUUUAAUGCUAGACAUGGGGACAAGUCAACAAGUUCCUUCUUUUUAUCCAUCCUCUUGUUGUGGGGCAGACUGGCCCUCUAAUACAAAGUGGCGAUUUGGAGACACGUAAAUGAAACGCGGCGUCCGUCAGGAGGCGUUUUGAGGAUGACGCGUUAAACAAAAGUCUAUGCAAAAGUUUGACCAAAGAAGCAGCAUGACACGUCGUGUAGACCUCCAGGGAGUCUUUGAAAUGUCAAAUACAGAUCAUAACAUGACCCCUUUAAAGGGUUUGUCAUUUAAAAAGUGCUCCUCAUUGAAAGUCAAGUCAAUUAAAGUGCACCAGAGUUGACUUGCAGGCCGACCGAAGUUGUGAUGAUGGCGUCCACAAAGGUAGUGACGGAGCAAACGCUGCACGGUUGCUUUUAGCUGCAGCAGAGACCCCGCCUUCCGCUCUUCUCCGUGUGGUGUUUGUAACAAGUCUUCUUAGAGGACUUGUAGUUCCUCCAUCUUGUCUCUUGUCCUCUUUCUGAUCUCACCGCUGAACACUUUCAGCUCAGACAAAUGUAAACAUUUAAAUUGUAUUUCUGAUCUCCUCACUGUGACCUGUUUUGUGUGUGCGUGUGUGUGUGUGUGUGUGUGUGUGUGUGUGUGUGUGUGUGUGUGUGUGUGUCACUGUUCCGUUGUGCCACCAUGCUAUGUGACUGCACUGCUGUAUCAAUAAAGUGGACUCAAAGGGCUCA